AUGUGGAAGGACAUUGGAAAGGAGAUCGUCAUGGUUGUGUUGGAUUUCUUUGAGCAAGGAAUCAUUCCUUCAUCUUUGAACAACACAAUUAUCUCUCUGAUUCCUAAAGUUGAGAAUCUGACUAAAGCUGUUGAGGAUCGUCCUAUUGCUUAUUAUCUCAUAAAGGGCUAUAACAAGAAGAACAAUUCUCCUAGAUGUGCUAUGAAGAUAGAUCUAAGCAAGACUUAUGAUACUAUUGACAGGGGUUUCUUGGAGGACUUAAUGAAUGUUUUAUGUUUCCCGAGUAGAUUCAUUAAGUGGGUCAUGGUGUGUUUGAGGGGAACCACUUACUCUUUAAUGAUGAAUGGAAGAAUCCAAGUGCAAUUCAAAGGAGAAAAAGAGCUUAGACAAGGAGACCCAAUCUCUCCUUUACUGUUUGUUAUUGUCAUGGAUUAUCUCACUCGGUUAUUGCUCAAAGCGUCUUCUAACAAGGCCUUCAGUACUCUUGGUUCGGUGCAAAUUAUACAAGGUGCUUUUGAUGCUUUUUGUGCUGCUUCGGGCUUGGCUGCCAAUGGAAAUAAGUCCAACAUAUUUUUUAGGGGGCUUAGAGAUGAUGAGAAGGAUAAAAUCCUAGAUUGCACUAAGAUUGAAGAGGGAUCAUUUCCCUUAAAACAUCUUGGAGUUCCUUUGAGGCCUACCAAAUGGAAGGCUACGGAUUGUGAUCCUACAGUUAAGAAGAUCCAUGUGAGAUUGCAUUCCUGGUCGAGUCGUCUCCUUUCCUUUGUUGGUCGUGCUCAACUGAUCCAUUUAGUUUUGUUGGGGCUUAGAAGCUAUUGGAUGAAUAUUUUCCUGUUGCCCCAAAGUGUUGCUAAGGAAAUUGAUCGUCUUUGCAAGAUUUUUCUGUGGGGUGAAAGAGGUUCUCAAAGUAAGUUUCAUCUCACUCCUUGCAAGCAAGUGUGCCUUUCUAACACCCUAGAUAACCAAGGUCGUUACACUGUCUGA
Molecule: messenger RNA, 981 nt
Organism: Humulus lupulus (European hop)
Lineage: Eukaryota; Viridiplantae; Streptophyta; Magnoliopsida; Rosales; Cannabaceae
Exons: 3
Coding region: 1-981 (326 amino acids)
Source: RefSeq, a predicted model, not a curated record